Messenger RNA from Trifolium pratense (red clover), 1391 nucleotides. Its product is annotated as protein MAIN-LIKE 1-like. Lineage: Eukaryota; Viridiplantae; Streptophyta; Magnoliopsida; Fabales; Fabaceae. The coding region runs from base 54 to 1262 and encodes 402 amino acids. The transcript is spliced from 2 exons. Gene Ontology annotation, biological process: meristem development; meristem maintenance. The record is from RefSeq and is a predicted model, not a curated record.
AGCUUAUAUCCGCAUUUGUUGAGAGGUGGCACCCUGAGACAUCGUCAUUUCACAUGCCGUUCGGCGAGAUGACUAUUACUUUGGACGAUGUGGCAUGUCUUCUGCAUCUACCUGUUAGGGGUCAGUUUUAUACUCCUGUAUCAGUUUCUCAAGAACAAGCUGCGGAACUUGCAGUUGAGUUGUUAGGAGAGGAGUAUGAAUUUGCAUUGCGAGAGACUGUAGCGCAGAGGGGUGGUUAUUUUUCACAGCAGUGGCUAUAUGAGAGUUAUAAUAGGAAUGCCAAUUUCUACGGGAAAUAUGACUGCGCAGCUAGGGCAUGGAUGUUGAUGUUGGUGGGAUCUACCAUUCUGGCCGAUAAGAGUUAUACACGUGUGGAUGCCAAAUGGCUACUUCUGUUUAGUGAUUUGUCUGCAGUCCAUACAUAUUCGUGGGCCAAUAUUGCAUUAGUUUGUUUAUACGAUAACUUGAACGAUGCAUCCAUGUUUUCUACGAGGGCCCUUGCAGGGUAUGCGACACUUCUUCAGUGUUGGAUCCACGAGUAUUUUCCUACCCUUGGUAGGCGGGCUCAGUCGGAUCUUAAUUGUGAUAAUCCUGGAUUUCCUCGAGCUAUGCGGUGGAUGUAUAAGCAAGGGAAGACCAAGCUCCCCGAGUAUCGGCCUAUAUUGGAUGCACUGACCCCUGAUGACGUGAUAUGGCGUCCGUUUGAGACUCACAGAGGUAGCAUUCCUUUUGAUCUGAUUACUCUGUAUAGUGGUCAUCUGCGUGGAUCCACGGUAGUUCCUUACUUGCCCGAGAGGUGUAUUAGGCAAUUUGGAUUUGUACAGUAUAUACCACCACCACCACCUCUAGCUCCUGCCUACUCUGAUAUUGAUAGCGACUGGAUUGGUUAUCACGCGUCCGUUGAUCGGAUCCUUCAGCCGACACGUCCAGUGACAUAUGCUAGUGAGACUGUACCUGAUUACAUGUCCUGGUACUAUAGGGUAUCACAUCCUAGACUGUGUCGCCCUGUUGAUGGACCACAUGGAGCACCACCAGUUCCGCACUAUGCACCUGCACCUGCACCUGCACCAGAUGCCCCAGUAGACGAUGCACCAGCAGAUGAUGCACCACAAGAAACUGCACUACAGCGUGAGCGGAGAUGGAGAGGUAUGGCUCGAGGCGCGCUUGAGACAUUUCUUACGAGGAUAGACGCUGAUAGGGAUGAUGAGGAUUUUGAGGAGCUUUUUUUUGCACUAGAUGUAUGUCGUGGUGCAUACCCAUGACUAGUUUUUUAUUGUUAUGUUUUUUUGAACACCGGUUUAUGUACUUUUAUUUUUGGAUUGUGUAUUUUGUUGAACUAUUUUUACUAUAUCGUGUACUUUAUUUAGAUUAUGAACUUUAUCGAUCAAAUG